AUGCCAAAAAUUGUUUCAAGCUCUACAGUUUCUUCUUCGGAACAAACGAACGGUCGACCGGAGCAACAUUUACACGUAUAUUACUGCCUAUGUAGUGAAUUCAUUCUUGUAAUAGAUGCAAAAUUGGACAGGUUACCAAGGCGUAAAACAGAUAACGCGUAUAUUAUAUCCAAUGGUAAACGCAUCUAUAAAUUGAAUGCUAUUGAACCCUCGAAUAAUCCCAUCGUGCUCAAAAGGCCACAGGGACAUGAGAAACAAUAUCGACUUCACUGCCCUCGCUGUAAUCUUUUUAUUGCAUACGAAGUCACGCCUAAACGUAAAUCUGGUGCCUUUACUUAUAUAGUAGAAGGAAGUCUUACCGAUAAUCAAGGGGUUGUGCCAGCCGACGCAAUUGAUGAAGAUGACAACAAAAAAACAGAUCAAUCAUAG
Molecule: messenger RNA, 429 nt
Organism: Ambispora leptoticha
Lineage: Eukaryota; Fungi; Glomeromycota; Glomeromycetes; Archaeosporales; Ambisporaceae
Source: the annotation of a GenBank genome assembly